UUGAGAGAGAAACUUUGAUUUCAAAUUUGUUUGAUGGUAUCAGAGCCUUGUCGGUGAGGAAUCAGAGAAUUUCUUUCAAUUUUAUUCCUAUUCUCUUAUUCCCAUUCUGUAAUGGCCCCAUCUCAAAACAGUAGCUACCCAUAUCCUUCUACCCUCAAUGUGUCAAACUUUGUUUCCCUAAGACUUACUCCCACCAACUAUCUAUUAUGGAGGACUCAAAUGGCCGCCUUAAUUGAAAGUCAAGACAUGCAGGGAUUCCUAGAUGGAGAGUAUGUCAUGCCGGCAGCCAAAAUCACCCCAACUGACAGCAGUGAUGCUGAGGGACCCAAAGAGGUACCAAACCCGGCUUAUAUCUCAUGGAGGCGGUCUAAUCACCUUCUACGUGGAUGGAUCAUUGGCACUCAUUUUGAAGAAGUGCUUGGAAUCGUUGUGGGACUCACAACAUCUUGUGAGGUUUGGGAUGCUUUAGAAGAAGCUUAUGCCCAAGACUCUCAAGAGAGAGAGUUCAAUUUGACACAAGCAAUGACCACAUUGUGGAAAGGUAACGAUUCAUUGACUGAAUAUUUAAGAAAAUUCAAAAAUAUUUGUGAUGAACUUGCUGCUAUGGGGAAACUAGUACCAGACAAAACCAAAGCCUUUUGGGUGUUACAAGGACUUGGCCAAGGCUAUGAGAACUUUGUGACAACCAUGUUGAAACCUCCGGUUCCACCAUACCGAGAAGUUGUAUCUCUUCUCAAAAGUCAUGAGACUCGGAACCAAAUCCAUGGGUUUGAUAGUUAUAAUCAUCCUCAAGUGGCCUUUUACGGACAAAGGACCAAUGGAAACCAAAACAAGAGGAAAGGAAAUGGCUUCAACAAAUUCAACUCAAAAGGAAAAAGUUUCUUUCAAGGCAAUGGAACUAACAACACCUAUAAUAAUGCUAGUGCAAACUACUUUUCUCAUGCAGGUAAUAGGAAUGUCGGAUCUAACUUUACGAGGAAUCAGCCUAACAACUUCAACAAACAGAAGGCUGAAGCUCAAAAUCCCAUCAUGGAGAGUGCAAUCAAAUGCCAAAUUUGUGGAAAGCUCAAUCAUAUUGCUAUGAAGUGCUUCAACAGAUUUAAUCACUCAUAUCAAGAAGAUGAUAUUCCAAAGGCAUUGGCAGCCAUCACCAUUGAUGACAAUCAAGAGCUUGAAUGGCAUCCAGACACAGGUGCAUCUAUCCAUAUGAUAGGAAAUUCUAGUAAGCUAAAUAACUUAAAACCUUAUCAUGGCCAAGAUGCUGUUAUGGUUGGGACAAGCAAACCCAACAAGGUAAUUGCUUUUGGACAAAAGGCUGGAGGUCUACAUACUUUAGAGGAUGCUUUGGAGGAAGGACAUAGGGCACUUUUCUCCACAAGUACUACAGGUGAUGGUGAAAAGCAGAGUUGCUCUAUUCCAUGUGGUGCACCGACCAUAGAACAAGGGAAAUCAGCUUGCAGUGAAGAAUCAAGCAUUCCAAUAGAGCCCAAGCCAGUUUGGUCAGCAUUUAAACAUCAAGGAUGGACCCUUGCAAUGCAUGAAGAAUUAGAAGCACUUGCAAAAAAUGAUACUUGGGACCUCGUGCCUCAUACGAAAGAUAUGAAUGUGGUUGGAUCUAAAUGGGUGCUCAAAACAAAAUUACAUGCUGAUGGGAGUCUAGAGCGCCUCAAGGAGCAUAUUGUUGCCAAAGGAUUUCACCAAAUAGCUGGCGUUGAUUUCUCUGAAACAUUUUACCCUGUGGUGAAAGCUGGGACCAGUUGUACUAUAUUAGCAAUUGCAACAGCCAAACAAUGGCAAAUCCGACAACUGGACAUGAAGAACGCUUUUCUACAUGGAUAUCUCAAUGAGCCGGUAUAUAUGGAGCAACCACUUGGGUUCUUGGAUCCCAAAUUCCCAACUCAUGUUUGUCGAUUAAAACAUGCUUUAUAUGGGUUGAAACAAGCACCACGUGCUUGGUUUGAUAGACUUAGCAAAUUCCUUUUUAACAUUGGAGAUAACUCUGAAUUUCUUGAGCUGUUUAUCUCUCAACUUGGUCAAGAAUUUGCUAUUAAAGAUCUUGGUCGUCUCAAUUUCUUUCUUGGCAUAGAAGUUCAUUACACAAGCCUUGGUUUGAUUCUAUCUCAAUCCAAAUAUGCACUAGACAUUCUAUCCAAAGCUCAAAUGGAGGGUUGCAACUCGAUCUCCACUCCUAUGGCGCUUAAAGCAUGUUCCUCACAUUCUAGCAAUGAUGCAUUUCAUGAUCCAACUCAUUAUAGGAGUAUUUUUGGGGCACUUCAAUACCUCACAUUUACUCGACCGGAUCUCUCAUUUGCAGUCAAUUAUGUUUGCCAGUUCAUGAAUUCUCCUACAAUUGGAAAUUACCAAACCGUCAAGUGGAUAUUAAGGUAUGUACAUGGGACUCUCAAUUAUGGCUUACAAAUUCUUAACCAAAGUUCCUUGGACUUGUAUGCCUUUUCAGAUGUUGAUUGGGCUGGGUGUUCUUUGACCCAUCGUUCCACCUCUGGUUAUUGUACCUUCUUGGGAAGCAACUGCAUUUCAUGGUCUGUGGAGCUUGAUGUAUCUAAGAAAUUUGGAGUUGUUAUGAAGAAAAUGAACCCUCUUGUUGCCACACCUAUUCCAAGAUUAGCUACUUUGGAGCAAUACUACUGAGGAUAGGUCCUUGAUGGCGUUUACCUACUAUCGUAAAACUCAUUGCAAAAGAAGAGAAUCGGUUAAAAUAAUAUUAUUAUCGUAUAUGUUUAUGUAAGUCUGCAUAUAUUUUCAAGUAUGUGUGAUUAUGGACAUGAUUAUAUACCUUGAUUGUGUACAAUUGUUAUGUUUAUAUGUAGGAUGCUGAUUGGUGCACAC
Messenger RNA from Rubroshorea leprosula, 2847 nucleotides. The record is from the annotation of a GenBank genome assembly. NCBI's taxonomy places the organism in Eukaryota, Viridiplantae, Streptophyta, Magnoliopsida, Malvales, Dipterocarpaceae.